UAAAGGUGGCUGACAUGUCACCAUGCUCUCCCGGCCAACAAGCCAUGCCCUCCGCACUUCGCUGGGCUGUUGCCUGGCCAGCUGCCUUGUGCUCAUCCCAUCUCUUCGGCAGUGCUUUUCUGUGCAGGUGCAGCCACUACUGCAGACUGCGGCGAUUAUGACAUUAUUUUGCUCGGGCUGCUCGCUGGAGGAGACCAGUUUCCUUUGCUUCGAGUCUGUUCUUGGAACUGCCUUGGCAAUCCUCAAUGCAACCGCCAUUGGUCACUUCAUCCAGGACUCUGAGACUUGGGUGAUCGUUGUGUCUGUUGCUUUCGUGGCCAUUGCGUGUUUGCUGCCUUUGUCCGAAACCUCCAAGCAGUAUACGGUUGGACUCACAGCAUAUUUCACCAUGGACCUCUUGGCUUCCAACAGCGGUGGACAAGGAGAAAUACACGUCCUGUUCAUGUGCCUGGAAUACAUGUCCGUGAGUUUGCUGGGGUCUCUGUGUGCACUCCUGGUCUAUUCUGUGCCACUGCCUGGCCUGCCAGACACCCGUGCUUUAAAGAGUGGUGCCGUGGCGUUCAAAGAGAUCGUUGAAGGCUGUGCCGAGGUGGUGAAGGAAGCCACGGAAGCGUUUCUGUUCAUCGGUGCAGGGGACGCGUGGCGUGCUUUGGGCCAACAGAGAUUGAGCGAUCUCUCGGAAACGCUGGCAGGAGCCAAGUGUACUGCAGAGUAUGAGAACUUGUCACCUUUGGCUGUUUGGCGAAAUCUUCGGCACGAUGGGCGUCUGCAGUCUGAGAGGCAGCAUCUUCAGCAGGAGACCGCUUUCUCUGCAGCAGCCGAAACAAUCGAUGUAUGUUGUCUCCUGUGUGAGCUGGCGGCAAAGCCGCACGGCACAGAUCUGGGAGCCGAAGCUGCUUUGGUGCGUGGAGCUGCAGAGGAAUCAAUUCGGGGUGUGGCGCUGGAUGCUGCUGCGUUGCUCAGGGACUUUGGACGUGCAGAUUUUGGUGCUGCAGCUCUGGGCGAGAGCAAUGCCACUGCCACCAGGCGCAAAAUCCUUCUAGAGGCUGCUAGAAGCGCCUUGCAGAAAAGCAGAAAUGCGGCGCAGGAGAUUCUGAACUUGAGACAUUUCCAGUCGCAUGACGCUAUGCUUGGCACAAACUCGUUUGCAAGUGCUCGGUCAGAGAUGGCGUCUUUCCUUUUCUUGGUGCACGUGUUAGCCACUGAGCUGCUCCAAAGCGAAUCGUCUUUCUUGCGGAAAGCCCUGAAGCAGAGGGAUGGCAGCAGAAUCCUGGCAGGCGAUGAGGAGGAGGGUCUAGCGAGUUUGACAGGGUUUUCCACGUGGCACCUCUCUCGGGAGAGUCGAACAACCGCAGAAUUUCGACACUUGACGUCACCGCUCCUUCCACGUCGUGGAUCAUCUUCCAGUGUCAACGCUGCACCGCCAACUUGCUAUGACCUCUUGGCCGCGAUAUCGAGCAAGCUGCACACUGCGGUUUCUCUGAGAUGGCGUUGUUCAUUGAAGGUCUCCUUGUCCUAUUGUUUGGGAUUGAUCUUGGAUUUCAACAACGGCCUUGGUGGCGUGAUGGUGUGUACGGUCUCGUAUUUAUGCAGCUACGGCUCCCAGUACUCUGGGGGUUCCCUGCGACGGGCCAUUUCUCGUGGAGUUGGCGUUUCUGCCGGAGCAACAGUCGGCAGCGUGUUGAGAACGCUUUGCAUUUGGUCCAGGGACCUUCCUGGAACAUGGGACUUGUCUAUCGUGGUGACGCUUUUGAUCAUCCUCGGUUGGACGUUUCUCUCCACCUUGGUGAACUUCCGGGGUGGGCCCUAUGCAUAUGCUGGUUUCUGCGCGGCAUUCACGGCCAUCAAAUUUCUUUCCUCCACUGGACCUGGUGGAGUGUUGCAGCUCUCUGCGACAAUCACAUCUUGCAUGUGGGCAUGCCUGCUGGUGGUCCUGGUGGAGACGUGUGUCCUUCCCGUUGAUGCGCGUGACCUGCUGCAGGGGAGAGUGGUGGCAGCCUUGAUGGGUGUGCGGGCAGUGCUGCCUGCCCUGGUCUCGGCUGAUGAGUCGUUGGUCAAAAAUGUGAAGGAGGAUUAUGGCCCUUAUGGUUCUGGUCCUGGUGCUGGUGUGUCCAGCUGGCCAGACCUCACAGAGCGAUUGAAGAAGGUUGGUGCCUACGAGAAGUACCUUGAGUGGCGAGAAGGUUACAUGCGCUGGCGGAUGGGAGAAAGCAACGGUGCCAAAGGGGAGAUUGUCGUUGACACAAAGGCAGCUCCAAUGGCUCCAAAGGCUCCAAAUGCAAAACUUUCGAAGGCAAAACUACUUAGAGAUGAUUCAGACCUUGGCACCUUCCAACCAAGAGACCCAGCUCCUCAUUUAGCUUCGAAGAAUUUGGAGGAAAACACUCCAAAGGAAGGCGUCCAGCUGAUGAUGGCACCAGUGAAAGGUGAUAUUGUUGCAGAUAUGCCUGAAGUAGCAGCUGUUCUGCAUCCUGUAGCGGUGCCCAGCUUGAAAGAGCUUCUGAGUGAAGAAGGUGAUUGGCAAAGACAGGAAAGCGAAAGCCGUGGCAAGCCGAUGACUGUAUCCCUGGCUUCGAUCCAGGAAGUCUUGGACGAGAUCCGGGAUGCCUUGGCUCCGAUCGAAGAGCUGGCGCUUCAGGCGGCAGAGCGUUUGGAUGGUUUGAAGCUUGAUGGCAACGCCUGGUGUUCUUUGGCUGAUCGCUUGCGCAUCAUGCGUUUGUGGCUGUCUGUGCUUGGGCGAAUCGCAAAGCGUUUGGGGCACGGCUGUUCUCUGACCGACCUCAUCGGCGCAGAUAACACGGCGGCUGCAGAAGAUCUGCUCAACACCGUCAGGGCUACGCUGGCCGCUGCCGUCAGUUCUGUGGCUGGAGAUGUGCCAUUGGCUGCUGAAUGUGCCAAGCUGGAGGUUCGACUGCGCAGCUCCCGGCAGGGCUUGUUGGCCGCGCUGGGCCGACACGCCUCCCAGGGCAGAAGCGAGUUGGCUGCAGAGGUGCUUGCCCUUAGUGCGGGUCAUGCGUUGAUGGCCUUGCUGGCUGAUGCUGGACGCUGCUUGGCGCUCUCUGUGCGGAUGGCAUCGUCUGCAGAAGAUGAGGCGAGCCCUUCGCCCUACGAGUCGCCUCUACCGCGCGAAACGUCGAUUUCAAUGCUCCCCGAUCUCACUGAACGUCUAAAACAGCAGGGCCAAUACGAGAAGUAUGUCAAAUGGCGCGAUGGAUACAGGCAAUGGCGAUCAGGAGGCAUUUCUGGGUCCAAAGGUGAGAUUGUGGAGAAUUCGACAACUUGAGAAAAUUGACGAUC
This is a messenger RNA of Cladocopium goreaui, 3297 nucleotides long. The record is from the annotation of a GenBank genome assembly. NCBI's taxonomy places the organism in Eukaryota, Dinophyceae, Suessiales, Symbiodiniaceae.